UCUCUCUCUCUCUCUCUCUCUCUGUCUCUCUCUCUCUAAGUUAGGGCAAAUCUCGUGCUCACUGAACCAGUAGCCUGUAGCCCAUGGAGGAGCCACCGUCAGCCACCGCGGCGGAACCGUCGACGACUGUCCUCCGCAAGAGGACUAGGGGUCGGACUCAGACCACUGAGAACCCUGAGAGGACCACCACCGGGAGCGACCAGGAGGAGCGCGAGAGCUCACCCGAUGACUUCAAAGAAGCUCGUCCUAGAGCUAAACGAGGUCGACCUGCCGCUGCCGCUGCCGCUGGCCCUUCUGCCGCCGCACCGCAGAAACUCGCCGGCCUCACCUUGAUUGAGGUCAUCAAGGGCAAUGGGAAACUUAUCCCUCAAGCAGUCAAGCUUUGGGUUGAGCGAUAUGAAAAGGAUCCAAAACCUGCUAUGGUUGAACUUUUGAUGAUGCUGUUUGAGGCAUGUGGGGCCAAGUAUCAAUUCAAAGGAGAGUUGCUGGACGAGAUUGAUGUUGAUGAUGUUGUGGUUGCUCUUGUCGAGCUUGCUAGAAGUGGUAAUGUUGAAGAUUACCAAAGUUCGAAAAAGAAGGAAUUUAAGAACUUCAAAGAAAAUCUUCAAUCUUUCUGGGAUAAUUUGGUCCGUGAAUGUCAACAUGGGCCAUUGGUUGAUCAGAUCUUGUUCGAGAAAUGCAUGGAUUAUAUAAUUGCUUUGUCAUGCACUCCUCCAAGAGUUUAUCGUCAAGCUGCUACUUUGACGGGUCUCCAGCUUGUUACAUCGUUUAUAUCUGUUGCUAACACCCUUGGUGCUCAGCGAGAAACUACUCGUAGACAAUUAGAUGCUGAAAAAAAGAAACAAACUGAGGGGCCUCGUGUGGAGUCACUGAACAAGAGGUUUUCAACGACUCAUGACAAGAUAACUAUACUAGAACAGAUGAUGCGCAAGAUAUUUCAAGGGUUAUUUGUGCAUCGCUAUCGAGACAUUGAUCCAAAUAUUCGGAUGUCUUGCAUAGAGUCACUAGGCGUGUGGAUUCUUUCCUAUCCAUCACUGUUCUUGCAGGAUUUAUACCUGAAGUAUCUUGGCUGGACACUAAAUGACAAAAGUGCUGGUGUAAGAAAAGCUUCCGUCCUUGCAUUGCAAAAUCUUUAUGAGGUUGAUGAUAAUGUGCCAACUCUUGGUCUAUUCACCGAAAGAUUUUCUAGUCGGAUGAUUGAUCUUGCUGAUGACAUCGACAUUUCUGUGGCUGUAUGUGCAAUUGGCCUUGUUAAACAACUACUAAGACACCAGCUUCUACAAGAUGAUGAUUUGAUUCCUUUAUAUGAUCUGCUUAUCGAUAACCUACCAGAGAUCAGGCAUGCUAUAGGGGCAUUAGUGUAUGAACACUUGAUUUCUCAGAAGUUUAAUAGCUCCCAAUCUGGUGCAAAAGGAGAUGGCAGCAAUUCUUCUGAGGUCCAUCUUGGGAGAAUGUUGAAAAUUCUAAAUGAGUUCUCUGCCGAUCCAAUUCUAAGCAUCUAUGUCAUUGAUGAUGUUUGGGAGUACAUGAAGGCAAUGAAGGAUUGGAAGUGUAUUAUCUCCAUGCUUUUGAAUGAGAAUCCAUUGAUCGAGCUUACUGAGGAGGAUGCAACAAACUUGGUACGACUUCUUUGUUCAUCUGUCAAAAAGGCCGUAGGAGAGAGGAUUGUUCCUGCCACCGAUAACCGAAAGCCACAUUACAGUAAAGCUCAAAAAGAAGUAUUUGAACACAACAGACGAGAUAUAACUCUUGCCAUGAUGAAGAAUUACCCAUUACUUCUACGGAAGUUCAUGGCUGACAAAACAAAAGUACCAUCACUGAUUGAAAUUAUCGUGCACAUGAAUCUUGAGCUAUAUUCCCUGAAGAGGCAGGAGCAGAACUUCAAAACUGUCCUUCAACUCAUCAAGGAGGCAUUUUUUAAACAUGGUGAGAGGGAGGCACUGAGAUCUUGCGUAAAUGCUAUCAACCUUUGUUCCACGGAGAGUCAAGGGGAGCUAAAAGAUUUUGCUCGUAAUACACUAAAGGAACUUCAGGAUGAGCUUAUUGCCAAGCUUAAAUCUGCAAUGAAAGAAGUGGCGGAUGGUGGUGAUGAAUAUCCUCUUCUGGUGAAUUUGAAAAGGUUGUAUGAGCUUCAAUUAACAAGAGCUGUUUCUACUGAUACCUUGUAUGAAGAUCUUGUCUCAACUCUUCAGAGUCAUACAAGCAGGGACCAUGAGGUUAUCAGUUUUCUGCUUCUCAACAUGUCUCUGCAUUUGGAAUGGUCUCUGCAGUCAAUCAUCACUAGUGAGACUGUCUCUGAAGCAUCUUUGUCUUCUCUAUUGGUGAAACGCAAUUCCUUGUCUCAGCAACUAGAGUACUUUCUUAACAGCCCUCCUGAAUUGGAGGGUAAUCCUGCUAAUCAGCUAGCUUGUAGGGUUUGUAUUCUGCUAUCAGAGUUGUGGUUUAUGUUUAGAAAGACACUUUUUGCUUCAACAAAUCUGGAAAGGUUGGGAUAUCAUCCAGAUGCAUCCAUUCUUAAAAAAUUUUGGAACCUAUGUGUGCAACAGCUCAGUAUUUCAGAUGAGACAGAAGAUGAAUAUGCGAACCGAGAAUAUAUUGAGGAGGCAAACAGAGAAGCAGUAAUUAUUGCUGCUGCAAAGUUGGUUGCUAACGAUGUAGGUUCUAAGGAAUAUCUUGGUCCGGAGAUUAUCUCUCGAUUUUUGAUACAUGGAACAUCUGUAGCAGAGAUUAUUAAGAAUCUCAUUACUUGUCUAAAGAAGAAAGAUGAUGAUCUUCCCAAAAUUUUCUUCGAGGCGCUGAAAAAGGCCUACCAGCGGUACGUGGUUCAACUUUCUGAGAGUGAUGAUGAAUCUUCAGCAAGCAAGUGUUUUCAAGAAUGUAAAGAAUUGGCUGCUCGGAUUUCUGGGAUGUUUAUAGGUGCUGCCAGGAACAAGCACAGAUCAAACAUUCUAAAAAUUGUUAGUGAUGGCAUAGAAUAUGCAUUUCUAGAUGCGCCGAAGCAGUUAUCUUUUCUGGAAGGUGCUGUGAUCCAUUUCGUAUCCAAAUUGCCAACAUCUGAUAUCCUGGACAUUGUGAAGGAUGUCCAGAGCAGAACAGAAAAUGUAAAUACGGAUGAAGAUCCCAGUGGCUGGCGCCCCUAUCACACGUUUGUUGACAACUUGCUUGAGAAAUAUGCAAAGAAUGAAGGUAUCCAAGAUGAACAGGAUGCCCCCUCUGUAAAGCGCAGGGGUCGCCCACGCAAAAAGCGUCGGGGAAAGGGACUCUUUGAUGAGCAGAGUUCGAGUGAAGAAGAAGAUUUAAUAAGCGCAUCGGACCAUGAAAAUGCUCAAGAGGAAGAAAACAAGCAAGACGACGAGGAUGACGAUGAAGAUGCUCCUUUGAUACAGUCAUUUAGGUCAUCGGCCAAGUUGAGGGCAUUGAGAGUUGCAAGAGCGGAAACGAAGGCCAGAUGAGGGCAUUGAGAGCUUAAAGGUAAUUUCGCCGCGUCAAAGCGGCUGAUCGAUGGUUUUUCUUUCGCUGUGCAGCAUGUUUAAAUUAGAAUUGCAACCUGCACGUCGUACACUUGAAGGCGUAUAUAGUUUGUCGACUUGCACAUCUGUCUAAUCGUUUUCGGGUCUCCCUAUUGGCUCGGUGGAUCUUUAUUACUGCAUAAUCGAGAUUAAUUAACCUUU
This is a messenger RNA of Pyrus x bretschneideri (Chinese white pear), 3671 nucleotides long. Its product is annotated as sister-chromatid cohesion protein 3. Bases 84 to 3452 code for a protein of 1122 amino acids. Gene Ontology annotation, cellular component: nucleus; chromatin; cohesin complex. Gene Ontology annotation, molecular function: chromatin binding. NCBI's taxonomy places the organism in Eukaryota, Viridiplantae, Streptophyta, Magnoliopsida, Rosales, Rosaceae. The transcript has 21 exons. The record is from RefSeq and is a predicted model, not a curated record. Gene Ontology annotation, biological process: sister chromatid cohesion.